AUGUCGAACAAGAAAGAAGACUACGACCUGCGCGGCGCCGACGCCGUUGAGAAGGACCCCUUCCUGGGUCGUAGGCCGGCUGCUCGCCGUCCGCAGCCCACGCCGUGGCAGGUCUGGCUGGACAAGAUUGAUCACAGUCCGGGUGCCUCGAUCCUGGCCUACUGCCUUUCGUCUAUCAGUAUGACGGUCGUCAACAAAUACGUCGUGUCGGGGUCUUAUUGGAACCUCAACUUUUUCUACCUCGCUGUUCAGUCUCUCGUCUGCACAUUGACCAUCCUCGUUUUCAAGCACGCCGGUCUCUUCAAGAACCUUGCGCCUUUUGAUCCGGUCAAGGCGAAGAAGUGGUUCCCUAUCUCGCUGCUCCUCGUUGGCAUGAUCUACACUGGCGCCAAGGCGCUGCAAUACCUCUCUGUUCCCGUCUACACCAUCUUCAAGAACCUGACCAUCAUCGUGAUCGCCUACGGCGAAGUUCUCUGGUUCGGCGGCAGCGUCACUCCCUUGACCCUUCUCUCGUUCGGUUUGAUGGUGCUCAGCUCCGUCAUUGCUGCCUGGGCUGAUAUUCAGGCCGCUCUUGAUGGCAUGCACUCUCUCGAUACCUCGAGCGCCCUGUCGGCUCUCAAUGCCGGCUACGCGUGGAUGGGCAUGAACGUUGUGUGCACUUCGUCGUAUGUUCUCGGCAUGCGCAAGGUCAUUAAGAAGAUGAACUUUAAGGACUAUGACACCAUGUUCUACAACAAUCUGCUCACCAUCCCCGUCCUGAUCGUCUGCUCGCUGCUCGUCGAGGACUGGUCGGCCGAGAACCUGGCGCGCAACUUCCCUGAGGAGACGCGUAACAAGCUGAUGAUUGGCAUGAUAUACUCCGGUCUGGCCGCCAUCUUUAUCUCGUACUGCUCGGCCUGGUGCAUCCGCGUCACCUCGUCUACCACCUAUUCCAUGGUCGGCGCUCUCAACAAGCUGCCCAUCGCCAUCUCUGGCCUCAUCUUCUUCGAUGCUCCCAUCACCUUCGGCAGUGUCACUGCCAUCAUUGUUGGCUUUAUCUCGGGUCUGGUCUUCACCUGGGCCAAGGUCCGCCAAAAGGCCCAGGAGGCGGUUGGCCUACCUAAGCCUGUUACCAUGAGCGCCAGCUCAGCGAGCAAUCGAGACGCCAACUCGUCAUAA
This is a messenger RNA of Thermochaetoides thermophila DSM 1495, 1158 nucleotides long. RefSeq names its product putative GDP-mannose protein. Gene Ontology annotation, cellular component: Golgi apparatus. NCBI's taxonomy places the organism in Eukaryota, Fungi, Ascomycota, Sordariomycetes, Sordariales, Chaetomiaceae. The record is from RefSeq and is a predicted model, not a curated record. Gene Ontology annotation, molecular function: antiporter activity; GDP-mannose transmembrane transporter activity. Bases 1 to 1158 code for a protein of 385 amino acids. The transcript is spliced from 4 exons.